Cornus florida is the source of this 543-nucleotide messenger RNA. RefSeq lists its product as uncharacterized. The transcript has a single exon. Bases 1 to 543 code for a protein of 180 amino acids. Lineage: Eukaryota; Viridiplantae; Streptophyta; Magnoliopsida; Cornales; Cornaceae. The record is from RefSeq and is a predicted model, not a curated record.
AUGCACAAUGGUCAUGGCCAUGAGCUUCCACCAAAGUUCCUCCAGAUCAAGAAGAAGGAAAGGUCCAACAAGGCAGAGUCAUCUUUCAGAGUGCUAUACUAUGGAGGAAACCCUAGUUCAGUACCAUUCAAGUGGGAGUCACAGCCAGGUACCCCUAAACACCCUACACUAAAUUCUGAUUAUUCCACUUCUCUCCCUCCUCUCCCUCCUCCACCUUCCUAUCACUUCGCUUCCAAGCUGAUCAAGAAGUGUCCUUCAAAGUCCAAUUUUCUUCGCACCAUCUUUCCCAAGAUUUUUCCCAAGAAAAAACAUCUAGUGUUGCCACCACUACUCAUGUCGUCGACUUCCGUGUCCUCGUCAUCAUGUUACUCACCAUCUACUCUGACGAAUUCAUAUGACGAACAUAACAGACGUCGCAGCUGCAGCUUUUUAUCGCGUUCAAGAUCAACCAUCCAAUUCGGGAUAGAUGGCAAUGAUGAUGAUCAGGAGGCCACUGGAUCGUCUACUUUAACUUUGUGCUUUGGUUCUAGACACGGAAUUUAA